AUGUCGAGCGACGGUGGCAAGGGAGAUGUUCCUGCUCAGAACAAGGAUAAGGGAGAUGCCAAUUCUGCUGACAAUCAUGGUACUGAUGGUCACGAGUGCAGCGUAUGUCAUAACGAGGAACCCUUCGAUAAGGUCAGUAAUGAUGGUAUGAGGAUCACCAGAUUUGGUAAUGCUCCUGAUAAUGAGCACGGUCCGAGCUGGCUCAAUGAAGACGGCACUGUGGAUCCUAUUGAGUUUGCUUUGUCCGAGGUCGGAUAUCUCGAUUUCGAAGACGAUAACUUCCAAGAUGAUUUUGCCCAGUCUUGUGCCAUGUAUGGUUUCAAGCCGUGGGAGAUGUGGUAA
This is a messenger RNA of Perkinsus marinus ATCC 50983, 342 nucleotides long. RefSeq lists its product as hypothetical. The transcript has a single exon. The record is from RefSeq and is a predicted model, not a curated record. NCBI's taxonomy places the organism in Eukaryota, Perkinsozoa, Perkinsida, Perkinsidae. The coding region runs from base 1 to 342 and encodes 113 amino acids.